GGUAGUUUCUCUCUCUUAUAUUUACAUUCUUUUCAUAUCUAUAAAAUCAUUAAUUAAAAAGAUAUCAAGCAGUUCACAAGUGUUUGAGUGAUUUAUGCUAAAAGCAGGCCAAAGAAUGGUUAAGAGACACUUUGUAAAAAAUUUUGACGAGUUCGAGAAGUUAGUCGUUGAGCUGGAAAAGGAUAAAGUUCCAAUUAAUGUAUUUUUUACUGGCGACAAAAAUGAAUUAGGUGAAUCAUGGUGUCCUUAUUGUGUUCGUGCUAAACCUGUCGUGGAAAAAGUAGUUGAAACUACAGCGCCUGAAGAUUCUCAUUUUAUAAUGUGCGAGAUUGAUAGACCAUUCUGGAAAAACCUGGAAAAUCCUUUUAGGAAAGACCCUCGUACACAUUUGGUUUUUCUACCAACAUUAAUGCGUUGGAAAGCUGCUCAACGACUCGACGGAUCACAAGUUGAAAAUGCUGAUCUUGUAGCGAUGCUCUUUGAAGAUGAAGAUUAAUCUCAUUCUAUUUUAUUAACU
Molecule: messenger RNA, 517 nt
Organism: Chironomus riparius
Lineage: Eukaryota; Metazoa; Arthropoda; Insecta; Diptera; Chironomidae
Source: the annotation of a GenBank genome assembly